This is a messenger RNA of Rhodamnia argentea, 1462 nucleotides long. RefSeq lists its product as uncharacterized. Bases 214 to 1323 code for a protein of 369 amino acids. The record is from RefSeq and is a predicted model, not a curated record. The transcript has 8 exons. Lineage: Eukaryota; Viridiplantae; Streptophyta; Magnoliopsida; Myrtales; Myrtaceae. Gene Ontology annotation, cellular component: ribosome; mitochondrial small ribosomal subunit. Gene Ontology annotation, molecular function: structural constituent of ribosome; small ribosomal subunit rRNA binding. Gene Ontology annotation, biological process: translation.
AGAGGGCCCCACGCACUCCCUCGUCUGUUCCGGCUGACUAGCCGCCUCCAUCGCCGCCGUCCGACGACCCUUCAGGCCGGCGACGACCUACUCGUGGCUCCUCGCUUUCCCGAUUUGCAGCCAUCUCUGGAUCUUAAUCUGAUUCAGUCUUGCAAGACUCCAAAAGCCGACUUUAACGGCCUUGCACGGAAGAUUCUGGUGUUAGAAGGAGAGAUGACGCUUUCUCGGGCUGUGAUGCGAUCCUUGAAUAAUGGCUUAGUGCGACAAUUCCAUCGUCCCCAUUUAGCUAGACCCCUCUCAGUGAAUGCAGCGUCAGGUCAUAACAGUGAUGACAAACAACGUUCUAAUUCGUCCGAGUCUGCUGAGGAAUUUGAGCGGCGGAUAUUUGGUGGCUUUUCUGGAAAUGAUUCAAAAACUGAUUCAUUUUUCCAGAAGUUUGACAGAAUUGACAGGGCCAGAGUAGGUUCAAGACUGAAUGGUCAUAACAGUGAUGACAAACGACGUUCUGCUGAUGAAUUUGAGGGGCGGAUAUUUGGUGGCUUUUCUGGAAAUGAUUCAAAAACUGAUUCAUUUUUCCAGAAGUUUGACAGAAUUGACAGGGCCAGAUCAGGUUCAAGACUGAAUGGUGAAGAUAGCUCCCGGAUGUUUGGUCAUAACAGUGAUGACAAACAACGUUCUGCUGAUGAAUUUGAGGGGCGGAUAUUUGGUGGCUUUUCUGGAAAUGAUUCAAAAACUGAUUCAUUUUUCCAGAAGUUUGACAGAAUUGACAGGGCCAGAUCAGGUUCAAGACUGAAUGGUGAAGAUAGCUCCUGGAUGUUUGAUGGCCUAAAGGAUAAUUUUAGUACAUUAUCAGAUGGUAUGGAUGUGAGAUUGAAGGAAGAAGCCUUGUACUUUGACUACGAUUUGGAUGAAACAGAAGCAGAUGGCUAUUCAUUUAGACCCGAUGUGAAUUUUCCUCCGGGAACAACAUACGAUAUAAAGGAUCUCGAUCUUAAGAAACCAGGUGUGCGCAAGUUUGCCAAAAGACGACAAUUUGAAGUUACUACAGAGGAAGUGCUGAGAAAAGCUGAUUUCAGGAAUGUGAGAUUCCUUGCAAAUUUCAUAACUGAGGCCGGAAUAAUUAUCAAGAGGAGCUCGACUCGCAUCCGUGCCAAGGCGCAGAGGAAGGUUGCGAGGGAGAUCAAAACUGCUCGAGCUUUCGGCCUCAUGCCUUUCACGACGAUGGGAACGAAAUCCUUCGUCUUUGGAAAAACAAUGGAGAAUCUUGACGUGGAUUACGAGUACGAGGCCUUUGAGGGGAUGGGUGGUGACAUGAAUGAGUGACAGGAUGCCGAUGCCACCAGGGUUUUUGUGAGGAUUGUUCAUUUGACUUUUCGAUCUCAUCCGCGCAUGCUCCUUUGACUUCUCUUUCUUCCUGUACUGUCCAAUUUUGGGCAGGGUCAUAGCAUUGAAUCAGAGGCGA